Pomacea canaliculata is the source of this 9516-nucleotide messenger RNA. Its product is annotated as tetratricopeptide repeat protein 28-like. Gene Ontology annotation, molecular function: protein binding. Bases 359 to 8503 code for a protein of 2714 amino acids. The transcript has 21 exons. NCBI's taxonomy places the organism in Eukaryota, Metazoa, Mollusca, Gastropoda, Architaenioglossa, Ampullariidae. The record is from RefSeq and is a predicted model, not a curated record.
ACAAAACGACAUCCAGUGUGCGGCAAGUGGCCUCCUUCGCCUCUUGACUGAUGAUUUCUACCUGUGAGUGAAGUAUAGGUCUUCAAUCAAGGAUGUAAUGAUGACUAAGGAGCGAAGGAGGUUAGCGGCAAAGAAAGAAACACCUGUUGACGCGGUGAUGACGUAUGGCAGGUAAGCCUUGACGAUUGAGGACUCAACCUGUUGAGCGGCAGACCGUGAAGAACGAAGAUGGCGCCCAGUGGAGGGCUACCUGGUGCUGUGGAAACUUGUGGUGUAGACUGUCGAUCACAGACUGGCUCUUGUCACGACAGACAAGCAUGUUCGUCCAUUAUUUCUGCUGCCUGCUGAAGUGAUUUCCAUGGAGAAGUUUGGGGCCGGCGGCAAGCGGGCGGGAACAAAGGUCAGCCCAUCAUCUGCUAAUGCUGCUUGUCUGGAGGUGUCUGAAGCACCCACAGUUAGUGCAGUAGCAGAUGAGCAGGCAGCCCUGCCUGAUGCCUCAACUCCAGGCCCCAGCUGCAGCAGUCCCAGUGGACAGGCGCUUUUCCUGCAGAAAGUUCGACAAGCUAGUGAGGCAGUCAAUAACGGGGAUUUUAGACGUGCUGUGCAAGCUUAUACUGAGGCUAUUACACUUGAUCCCUCCAACCACAUCUUGUACACCAAUCGGGCAGCAGCUUAUUUUAAGCUGCACCAUUAUCGGGAGAGUCAGCAAGAUGCCCUUGCUUCUCGCCAGCUCAAUCCUAAAUGGACAAAAGCAUACCUGCGUGAAGGUGUGGCCUUGCAGCAUCUGGGUCAACAUGGUGAUGCACUUGCAGCAUUUGCUGCAGGCUUGGUUCAGGAACCAGCUAAUGCGCAUCUUUUGGCUGGUCUCAAAGACACUGCCCUCAAAUCUCCUCUCAAAGAUAAAUUUCAGGCCACAUUUCAACAACUGGAAAAACUGCGACUGGUGCGUUCUCCUUUUGUGCUCAUGGCGGUGGUGGGGCAGGAGCUGCUGGCGGCGUGCCACUACAGUGCUGCAGUGUCCGUGCUGGAGGCUGCACUACAGGUGGGAACAUGCAGCCUCAAGCUACGCGGCUCUGUGUUUUCUGCCUUGGCAAGUGCUCACUGGGGCCUGGGUGCCCUUGACAAGGCCUUGUACUAUAUGCAACAGGAUCUGGCUGUCACCAAGUCGCUGGGAGACCAGGAUGGAGAGUGCCGAGCAUAUGGAAAUCUGGGAUCCGCUUUCUUUACCAAGGGGCAGUACAAAGAAUCUCUAACCCAUCAUCGUUUCCAACUGGUGCUGGCGAUGAGGCUCCGACAGCGUCAGACAGCAGGUUCUGCUCUCAGCAGUCUUGGUCAUGUGUACACUGCCAUCGGGGAUUACCCAAAUGCACUUGCUAGCCACAAGCAGUGUGUUCUGUUGCUCAAACAAGGAGGUGACAAAAUUAGUGAAGCAAGGGAGAUUGGUAAUGUUGGUGCUGUUUACCUGGCCAUGGGAAACUUUAAUAGUGCAGUGGAGUGUCAUCAAGAACAUCUAAAGAUAGCACGUGCACUCAAGUCCCCUGUAGAGGAGGCACGUGCCCUCAGUAACCUGGGAAGUGCCUAUCAUUAUAAGCGUGACUACAUGAAGGCCAUGGCAUACCACAAAGAGGUGUUAAAAAUCGCAGAACAACGUCAUGACAGAAUGCUUGAAGCACGGGCCUAUGCAGGACUUGGUCAUGCAGCCAGGUGUGCCAGUCUCCUGCACCAAGCUCAGUUCUACCAUGAAAAGCAGCUGGACAAUGCUCUUCAGACCAAAGACAGAGUGGCAGAGGGCCGUGCAUGUGCUAACUUGGGUAUUAUAUAUCACCAGUUAGGUGAAUAUGAUGCAGCACUUAAACUCCAUAAAAAAAAUCUGGAAAUUGCUAGAUCAUUGGCAGACAAAGCUAGCCAAGGACGUGCUUAUGGCAAUAUGGGAAAUGCCUACAGUUCCCUUGGCAAGCAUGAGCAGGCUGUUAGGUGGCACAAGCAAGCACUGACAGUCUCCACAGAAGUGGGCGACUUCCAAUCCCAGGGGUCAACUCAUGGCAAUCUGGCUGUGGCGUAUCAGUCCUUAGGAAUGUAUGAAAGUGCCUUGCAACACUAUGUCUCUCACUUAAACGUUGCUCGUGAGUUAAAAGAUCUCCCAAGUGAAGCACGGGCCUUGUGUAAUCUUGGAAACUUCCAUUGUGCUCGAGGAGACUUCCCUAGUGCUGUGUCUCUCUAUGAACAGUUUCUUGUCCUGUCUCGUGAGCUGCGAGAUGCAGAGUCAGAGAGCAAGGCAUGCUUUAACCUUGGCUAUGUACAUUUCAAUAUGGGAAACUUCACAGAAUCUGAGCGAUAUUAUGAACAAGACCUUGCUAUGGCUCGAAAACGAAGAGACCGUCUAGCCCUUGCUCGAGCCUACUGCAACUUGGGACUUGCUCAGAAGUCACUUGGGAAAUUAGAAGAAUCUUUGGAAUGUCAAAAGAAGUGCCUUCGUUUGAUGGAGACAUUAAAGAUCACAGCUGGCAAGUUUCGAGCUCUUGGUAAUAUUGGGGAUCUGAUGCUGAAGAUGGGAGAUAUGGCUGGGGCUGUCAGGGUUUACAACCAGCAGCUUGUUUUGGCACAGCAAGCAGAGGACCAGGAUCUGAUGGCAAGUUCCCUUGGAGCUUUGGGUAAUGCCCACCGACUGCUUGGGCAGCAUGACAAGGCUCUGUCCUGCCACACCCAAGAGCUGACUUUGCGGCAGGAAAAGGCUGACCUCCAGGGAGAAUGUCGGGCUCAUGGCCAUCUGGGAAACGUUCACACCUCCAUGGGAAACUACCACAGUGCUCUCAAGUAUUACCAGGAAAUGCUGGACAGGAGUCGUGAUAUUGGCUCACAUAAGCUGGAAGGUCAAGCCUGUGGGAAUCUGGGUAUCACAAGAAUGAACAUGGGGCAGCUGGAAGAGGCCAUCGGUUUCUUUGAGCAGCAGCUUGCUAUGCUUGAGCAGCAGACAGGACCUGCUACGCUUCAGGAUAAAGUUCGUGCUUUCAGCAACCUUGGGGACUGUUAUGAGGCUCUGGGAGACUUUGAGGAGGCAGUCAAGUGGCAUGAACAGUGCCUUAUACUAGCACAGCAGCUUGGUAGCUUGGCAGACCAAGACAAAGCCUACCGUGGCCUUGGCAAUGCCCAUAAGGCUGUGGGCAAUCUUCAACAGGCUUUGGUUUGCUUUGAAAAGCGUCUCUAUGUGGCUCACCAGCUCAGUAGUUGUGCAGCCAAGGCAUCGGCAUAUGGUGAGCUUGGCUGUCUGCACAGUCUUCUAGGCAACUUUGAGCAGGCCGUCUCUUGCCUUGAGCAGCAGCUAGGGAUUGCACGAGAGAUGGGGGACAAAGAGUGUGAAGGAGAUGCCGCUUGUGGUCUUGGUGGAGUGUAUCAGCAGAUGUGCGAGUAUGAAACUGCCCUCAAGUAUCACGGCAUGGACCUGCACAUUGCGGAGGUCAUUACCAGUAAAGUCAGACAAUGUCGGGCAUAUGGAAACCUCGGCCUGUCCCAUGAAUCUUUGGGAAACUACAAGGAAGCAGUGAAGCAUCAAGAACAGCAUCUGAGCAUUGCGGCAGAAAUGAAUGACCGGGUAGCCAAGACACUUGCUUACAGCAGUCUUGGACGAGUACACCAAGCCCUGGGCCACCACACUCAAGCUGUGCAGUACCUGCAGCAGGGACUGACCAUUGCAGAACAGUUGCGGCGAAGGGAGGAUGAGGCCAAAAUUCGCCAUCGUCUUGGCCUUGCACUGUGGGGCAGUGGCAAUCUUGAGGAAUGUCAGAAACAGAUGAACACAGCGGCAGACUUAUUUGAGACCAUCCGUCGCGAGUCACAGUGCUCAUCAGAAUACAAGUUAUCCCUCUUUGAUCUACAGACUGCAUGCUACCAAGCUCUUCAACGUGUUUUGGUGACUCUUGGUCGUCCUGACGAGGCACUGGUUGUUGCUGAGCGAGCAUGCACCCGAGCCUUCAUAGACUUGCUGCUGGAGCGACAGGCUGGCUCAGCAGGUCUCUUUAAUGGCACCACCAUGGAUCUGUCCCCCAUCACCAUUGACCAGAUGACUGCCACAGUGGCCAAACAGAAAGCUUUGGUAUUGUGUUUCUCUGUGGCAGCUGGCAGUCUCUACACUUGGCUUCUUAGUCCCAAGAAGGGACUUGUGAAGUUCCAUGAGCUCAGUCUCUGGGAGCUGGAAAAUGACACAGAUGGUGUUGACACGCAGUCACUUCUGAGUGUGUCAUCUACUUCCUUGCUUGACCACUGUGUGGGUCAAGUGAGAGAAUCCAUGGGCAUAGAGACUCACAUCGCUACUACCAGCAGUGGCCACCGGUCAGGUCGCAUUCAGAAUCUACAGGAUGUAAGUGAUGCUGAAAGUGAUGCCAACAGUGAAGUGUUUCAACAGCAGCUGGAAGAGCUGGGUGGCCGACUGAAUGCAGAAAGUGACCGCACAGGGUUCUUGGCCAUGAUCAACCGUGCUCACACAUUCAACAGUAGUGCUGUUAGCCUGGGCUCUGUGCUUAGUCUUCCUAGCUCCUCACUGGGCUUGUCACUGACACCACAGCGCCAAGCCAGCUUCAAGAAGUGUGGCGGGCGGUCUCCUUUGUCCACGUUGUAUCAGUGCCUCAUGGCACCCAUGGAAGAGGCAAUAGCACAGCAGGCGGAGUGUCAGGAAGAGCCUCAGGACUUGGUGCUGGUGCUCCAGGGGGAUCUCUACCUCAUCCCAUUCCUGAUGCUGCGUGCAGAACAAGCACAGCGCUACCUGUUCGAACGCUUCAACUUAAUCAUUGUCCCCUCCAUCUCUGCACUUAACAACACAGAAAAGCUGGACAGUCAUGGUCGCCCGUUGAUUGCAUCGUCUGGAGCGCUUGUUGUUGGCAAUCCUCAGUUGACGCCCAGCAUCUGCCAGCACUGGCAUCUGAAGGAGAUUCCUGGAGCAGAAUAUGAGGCUCGUAUACUGGGAGAGCUGCUCUCUUGCCGUCCACUUAUUGGCUCAGAGGCUACAAAAGGAGCUGUGUUGCAUCAAGUAGAACAGGUAGAGGUAAUUCACUUUGCUACGCACAUUUCAUGGAAACUGUCAUCUAUAGUUCUUUCCCCCGGAGAGUUUGCUGCAUCAACGUCUGCCCAGCAUUUUCCUGUCAUUGAUUCUGAUGACAGUGCCAGCGAUGUGAGCCCCUUAGGUGGGCCUUCAUUGUCCGAAUACCUCUUGACAGCUGCUGACAUUUUGAACUUGCGACUUCAUGCCAAACUGGUGGUGCUUAAUUCUGGCUACACAGAUGACAGAGCAGGCCGUGUCAACACUGACGGAGUUGUCGGACUCACACGGGCCCUUCUGUCUGCUGGAGCACAGUGUGUGCUCUUUUCAUUGUGGCCUGUGCCGGAUGCCGCUUCCAAGCUCUUGAUGAGGACAUUGUACAGCGCAUUGCAGGAAGGACAGUGCAUUACACAGGCACUAUCAAAAGCUGUGAAAACUGUGCAAAGCACCAAACAGUUUUCCCACCCUGCCAACUGGGGGGGAUGGGUGGUGGUGGGUCAGGACGUGCGACUGGCCAGCAAAGUGGCCUUGAUGAGCCACUCACUGGGUCUCAUCUUACAGACAGCAGGCAUGUGCAGAGAAAUAUUGCGAGUUCUUCUUCACCUGAUGGAAAAGUCACUUCAGCGUAUCCAGCAGGGAGCACGCAACCCUAUGUACACCACAGUGCAGAGUGUAGAAAACAAAGUGGGAGCUGUGCCAGGCUGGAAGGAACUGCUUCAAGCAGUUGGCUUCCGGUUUGAACCAGCAACUGCUGGUCUGCCGCCAGCAGUCUUUUUCCCACAGUCUGAUCCUGGAGAUCGUUUGGCUCAGGCCAGUGGCAGUUUACAGGCGUUACUUGGUUUACCACCUAGCUCUUUGACAGCCUUGUCCAAAUUUGUCACCAGCUGUGAUGUUGGAGAAGCACUGAUUCAGGGGAUACGUGAAAUCCUCAGCAAGCUGUCAGCUAAAGAAGCAGGCAUUGAUAUGGUCUUCAGCGUCCAGCUGUGGCAUGUUUCUGGUUGUCACGAGUUUCUGGCUUCACUGGGACUGGACUUGGUCGCUGUUGGUUCUGACAAUGUAACUCUACGACUGAGCAAGCAAGCUGUACGACGACAUCUACAGUUUGCCCUGCAAGCAUUGGUGUCUGUCUUCAAUACCCAUGAUGCCCCACACCUCCUGUCCCUGGACAACUCCUCCUCCAUGGAAUCCUUGUCCUCCUGCCACAGUGCUUCUUCGCCAUCCACACCUUCUCUCAGCAGCCCUACGCCAACGUCUCUUUCCCACUAUGCACGAGGAAAACGUUCUAUUUUCAACCCAGCAGAGAUGGAGAGAAUGCGGAAUUUUCGCCGUCAGGAUUCUUUCAAGCAGGGAGGUUCAUGGGACGGACAAGAAUCAUCGUCACCAACCUCACUAACUAGGUCACCUGUCCAGAUGGAUCCAGCAAUGUGCCUGUCACACCAGAAUCGCAUCCGUUCACUCUAUGGCAGCAGCUCCACCUGUGACAGCCCUUCUUCAGACACACGGCCAUCGUCUCUACCUUCACCCUUUCAGGACAGCACAGGUGAUGCAGACAGCAUCCAGUCGUGCGAUGGACCUGAGUCUCAGCCAGUAGCACGUUGCAGCAUUCACGAGUCUGGAGUAACUAAGUCCGUCAAGUUUGCUGAGCAGCUUGUUCGAGAACAAGUGUUUGAUCCAGCAAGCCCUAAGAGUAACAGUGGCAGUGAUUCAGAGGGAGCGCGUGAAGCAGGCAGAAAAGCCUCCCAGCUCCAUCACCAUUUUGAACAGCAUGCUCAGCACAGACGUGCCAUGGCCCAAUGCACUUCUAAAGUUUCAAAUGAACUCUUGCUUGCCAGCAGAUCUGUCAAUGCUAGCACACAUGUGACACUUUCAGAGAGAAAAGAAGAGGCAGAACAGAAAGCUGGUAAAAAGACCUCAGAAUCUCCAGGUUUGUGGCCAGAUGGGAAAAUUGACCCUGAGGACAUUGUGCAGAAAGUGCUGGCAGAUGUGGCCAGUCAGCAGGCUGAAGUGGAACGACUCCAGCAGCAGAGUGCUGCACUUUCCUUUGAACGCGCCUUCAAGAUGCGAGCUGAGAGUAACAAAAGCAGUCAGCCUUUCUUAAACUCACUCUCUGGUAGUUCUCAUCUUGUUACUGCUGCUUCACCUCGAACAGUUCCUGCUUGUGAAGACCAGAAAAGCAGCAAUACAAUGGCAGAAAAGUCCCUUCGGAAGACAGUAGAUAGAGAAUCUCAGUUACCUCCCCCAUAUCCGUCUCCCCCUUCAUACAAUAAACAGUGUGUUUCAUCUUCCCUGCCACCCCAGACAUUGAUGCCCACAGAGACCAGAAGUCAGGUGGGAGGAGGUGCACAUCCUCGUGUGACUACUGUGCAUCCAGGUUGUCAGACGGGAGAAAACAGCAUAUCUUCCGAUAAUAGCGAAGGUGCUGACAGCAACGUGCAGUCUUCUGUGUCAAGUGGAUACCACUCUGAGAGUAGUCACAAUGCUCAGCAGGUCACCUCGGACAUUGUGACUCACCCGCACACAGAUCGUGGGCUGUUCACCAAGGAUUUUGUGAAUCAGAGUUCAGCCGGGGCGUUCCCUCAGUCUUUGUCAACUUCUUCAUCCUCAUUUGAAUCGCUGUCCUCAUUUCGUCCCUAUCAUCCUUCUACCCCUUUGGUUUACACAAAUGCACUCCACAAUCGGCCAGAAAGCUCAAACAGUUUAAGUUCCCAAUAUUCAACCUCAUCCUCAAAUCGUUCUGUAAUUUACAGGCCUCUUGGUGAUGGUCGGAUAGGCAGUAUAGGAAGACAAAAACAAGACUUUAAUCCUUUUUUGCAGCCUAAACACAAGUCACCAACAGCUAUUUCAGGUUUGUUUGAUGGCUCCUUUCUCCCACAGAAUUCUAAAUAUAAAGGUGGCAAUUCAGACUUAGAAGAAAGCAAAUCUCUCAGCGAAAGUUUUGAAGAUGAAAGUAGUAAAAGUGAUGAAUCAUCAGAACUGGGUACCAACACCAGUUAUUCUGAGCAGAUUCGUCAAAGUUGGCAUCGUCAUGCUAACCUGAGCAGCAGAAUGAAAUCUAGAUCUGUGGCUGCAAAUGACAAUGCUGCUAUUUCAAAAACAUCUGUGCAUGCCCCAACGCCAGGUGAUGGCUUUGCCAUGACGUUAAAGAACACUUCAGCCAGCUGUCCAAAGGUGCAAGGUGUGUCCGACACACAUUACACCACCCACUUUCCUGAACCAAAGAGCAUCAUCACCCAUGAGACAGAUGUACAAAAGAGUAUUGUGAAUGUGACCUUAUAUGAAGAUUUUGAAUCUGAUUCUGGUUGUGACUUCAAAGAUGGCAUAGAGAAGAAAACCACUUUGACAGGUUACCCUCAUUCGAUGUCUGCUGACAGCAAUAAUCAUUCAGUAAAAACAAACAAAACUGGUGUUCUCUUUCUAGAUAGUGAACACCGUAUUAUUGCCAAAAGCAAUGUUUUACAGUCAUCAAAAUGUUGAUAAAUGCGGAUUUGGUGCCUGAUGCUAAACUGGUUUAAUGCAUCAGUUGACAGGAAUGUUCAUGUUUAGAUCCUGUUGUAGCUUUCAGAGUGGCUUCCUGGGUCAGGAACUUGUAUUACUGGACUGCUGGCAGACGAUUUUUCCAGUUAACUACUAAAACGAGGCAGGUGUGAACAAAGUUUCCGGUUUAGCCACAUUCGUUGUUAAGGCUCGCCAAGACUAACAGCAGAGAACUUUGCAAGAGGCUUAACAUUGGUUAUGGCAGCCAGCCAGCAAUCCACCUCUACAGGUCUGUGCUGGGACUGCCUUAUAUGUUGGGGGGACCAUACUUGAUUUUUCUUGAAGAUAGGGUAGCAGCUGGAGUCCGUUGAACUCUGCCCUGCUUCUUGCAACUCAUACAUCAUCUGGUACACAGGGGAGAACUUAUGGGCAGCCAGCCUACAGGCAGAAUGUAGGUUUCUCAUGCAUUUCAUGAAGGGUAGUAAGUGUAGACUGCCACCCAACUCGGCAGAAGCAGUUUUACAGCUGUAAAGUUCAGUUAACUGUGAGUUGGGAAAUAAUCCCCAAAAGUAAAAUUUAUGGGUAGAAUACUAUAUCGUUUAGAGGAAGAAAAUGCGACAGGCUGAAACAUCAAUACCAUGUGAAUACUGCUUUGAAUCUGAUAUGCUUUAGUAGAAACCUGCACCAUCUGCUGCAGUCUCAGAUUUUCUGAGACUCCAGUUGGUGGUGCUCAGGAAGGCACACAAAGUUCAAGAACAUGUUUUGGUUUUUGCACAUGCCAAACAAGGCAUCUGGUAAUUUUUGUGUAUGAAAUGGAUGAAUUAUUAUGCCCUACUAACCGGGGAGAAUGAAUGUUGUAAGUUUUGCACAUAAAUUAUACAGGGGAAAGUAUUGAGUAUUAAUGGGUUAUAUUAAAUACUCAUGUUGUCAUGUCAAAUGUACCUUUGUGGCUGUGCAGAUUAAAAUGCCCUAUAGCACCAGCUACUAAUAAAUGCCAAGCAUUUCCAAAGUUA